Messenger RNA from Dendroctonus ponderosae (mountain pine beetle), 1215 nucleotides. Its product is annotated as DNA topoisomerase 1-like. The coding region runs from base 1 to 984 and encodes 327 amino acids. The record is from RefSeq and is a predicted model, not a curated record. Gene Ontology annotation, biological process: DNA topological change; chromosome segregation; DNA replication. Gene Ontology annotation, molecular function: DNA topoisomerase type I (single strand cut, ATP-independent) activity; DNA binding. Gene Ontology annotation, cellular component: chromosome; nucleolus. NCBI's taxonomy places the organism in Eukaryota, Metazoa, Arthropoda, Insecta, Coleoptera, Curculionidae. The transcript is spliced from 5 exons.
AUGUGGACUCUCCGGAGACUCUUACGCGUGCCAUGGACCGCACAUGCCACGAAUGAAGAAAUUUUGAGAACUGCAGGCUGCGAACGAGAAAGACUUAACAUCGUUAAAGAAAGAAAAGUUUCCUACCUCGGCCAUAUCCUUAGAGGAGGUAAUCAAAAGGAUGAAGACCAGGCAGAUACCGUCGGUUGUUGUUCAUUGCGUUGUGAACAUAUUGAGCUCCACGAGGAAAAAGAUGGCAAAUAUUACGUAGUCGUAUUCGAUUUUCUUGGAAAGGAUUCUAUUCGGUACUAUAAUGAGGUGCCGGUAGAAAAAGAGGUCUUUAAAAAUUUACGGCUCUUUAUGGAGAACAAGAAAAAAGGGGAUGAUCUUUUUGAUAAGCUUAAUACUCAAAUCCUGAACAAAUAUCUAAAUUAUUUGAUGAAAGGACUUACAGCCAAAGUUUUCCGUACUUAUAACGCCUCAUGGACUCUGCAGCGACAACUCGACGAACUAACGAAUGAAGAUGACUCGAUUGCCGAAAAGAUUUUAUCUUACAAUAGAGCCAACAGGGCCGUAGCUGUAUUAUGUAACCUUCAAAAAGCGGUACCAAAAGGACAUCAAAGAUCGAUGGAUAAACUGAAAGAGAAAAUCGAUUCAAAGCGUGAUCAAAUUGAGGAUGCUAAACGACAAGUGAAAGAUGCACGAAGAAAAGCUAAACAUGGGAGCAUUAAAAAGAAAAUGGUUUACGACAAUAAAAAGAAAAUGCUGGAACGACUUAAGGAUCAAUUAGCCAAACUAGAAAUUAAGAAGACUGAUCGAGAGGACAAUAAAACAAUUGAUUUCGAGAGUUCAAAACUGAAUUAUAUAGACCCUAGAAUUACAGUUGCAUGGUGCAAAAAACACUCGGUUCCAAUUGAGAAAAUUUAUAACAAAACUCAACUAGAAAGAUUCCGAUGGGCCAUUGAUAUGGAUGGGCCCGACUAUAGGUUUGACAAAAUUAAGUAAUUCAAGAUGCCUCAAGCAGUGUCGCCGUAUACUUAUUUAUUGUUCAAAUAUUUCCGUUCGCAAAAUGAAGUACCAUUUUUGCGUAAUGUAAUGUUGACCAUACUUUUGUUUUUGCUAGGGUUUUAAGUAUUCUCUUUAAUGCAUGUGCAUAAUUGUUUCAUUCAUUUUGAGCCGUUUAAAGUAGCAGGCUCAUAUUAUUAUUUUUUAUUGUUAUAUUAGAUCACAUAUACA